AUGUCCACGACCUCCUUCAAACCGGUCGCUGCUGAGCCUGUCGACGAGCAGAAUGGGUUGAUCUACGGCGUCUCUGCGCAGGAGCUGGAGAUCAUCGGCGGGCAAGCCAUUGACGCAAAAGCCAAAGCUUACUGUCCAUACUCUCUCUUCCGUGUAGGUGCAUCACUUCUCCUCCGCCAGUCGACGACAUCCGAGCCAGCCACCAUCGAGGGCGCAAACGUCGAAAACGCCGCAUACCCAGUAGGAACAUGCGCUGAGCGCGUCGCCUUCGGUACAGCUGUAGUUCAGGGCCACAAGCUUGGGUCUUUCAAGGCCGUUGCUGUGGCCACAGACAUCGACGACUUCUGCUCGCCGUGUGGCAUGUGCAGGCAGUUCUUGAGAGAAUUCUUGAGCCUGGAGACACCCAUUUUCAUGUUCAACAAGGAGGGAAAAUACAUUGUGCGGACGAUGGGCGAGCUGCUGCCGCUGAGCUUUGGGCCCGAUGUGCUGCCGCCGAGAGAGCAGUUGAAGAAGGAGAGGGAGGGAGACAAGGCGAAGGCCGCGUGA
Didymella exigua CBS 183.55 is the source of this 546-nucleotide messenger RNA. RefSeq names its product cytidine deaminase. The transcript has 2 exons. The record is from RefSeq and is a predicted model, not a curated record. Lineage: Eukaryota; Fungi; Ascomycota; Dothideomycetes; Pleosporales; Didymellaceae. The coding region runs from base 1 to 546 and encodes 181 amino acids. Gene Ontology annotation, cellular component: cytosol. Gene Ontology annotation, molecular function: cytidine deaminase activity; zinc ion binding.